AUGGGAUACUCCCCCAAACCAGACACGCUACUAGUCUCCCACCAAGCGGCGCGCCGUGUUGAGGAGCUCCGCGUCGCCGCCGUCGACGUCUCCUCCGACGGCGCCUUCCUUUACCUUGAGAAAGAGAACCACAGGCACACGGGGAUCUAUGGGCUCGCCUCCCUCCCGUCGUCGGAGACCCUCCGCGUGCUGGACCUCACCAGUCACCAGGUGUACCCUGACGGCUGCCUUCCCACUCCCACGGCUGGUGACGUUGCGGCUAAGGCCCUGCUGGACGCCGCGCCGGAGCUCACCACCGUGCCACUGGAGUCUCUCUUCUUCUUGUUGCCUCCGGACUUCCAGCAGACCACGGCAGAAGCAGCAGCACAAGCAGAACCACUUGUGCCCGUGCUCCGCCUGAGCUUCCAGGCCGUGACCACGCUCGUGCUGUCGUUGUGCGGCAAAGAAUCAGGGGAUCGCCGCCGCGGCAAUAGCAGCUGGGCAAUCGAGAUCGAUGCACCGAGGCUACAAUCCUUCAAAUACAAGGCUCUCAUGCGACGAUUCAGGCUACGACCGGCGGCGGCACCUGGCGUUGUACGGGUGGUCCUGCACUUCCUCCGGGACUAUAACAAAGACGAUGACAAAGAAACAAGACGCGUGCUCUUCUGGCAGUUCCUGCACAACUUCACCAAUGCCAGGACCCUCAAGCUCAAGGUGGGAAACGACCUCAAGGACAUCGCCGCCAUUGGCGAGGCCAGGCACGCCAGGCUCCUGCAGUGUGCGUUCCCUAGCCUGGAGCGCCUCGAGCUGGAAGGGAUGCAUCGUCCCAAGAUCAAGACGGCGGCCGUGGCCAUUGCCAACUUGCUCCAUUGCUGCCCUGCUCUUGGUGAAAUCAUGCUGAAGCUGAGCAAUACUGUGACGGCUCUCCCUGACAAGGACCCACGAUAUGGACGUGAGUUCUUAGAAAGGAAAGAUAGAUUGGACUGCAACAAGUCCAUCGAUCGCUUCGUGCGCCGGAAAGGAUCAAAGACAGCCUUGGACUGCGUUCUUGAAGAUGUUCCUGAUAUCCCUGGACUCAGUGGCCGCUCGUUCGCCUGCUUGCAACGCACUCUGGGAAGAGUCAGCAUGCAGUUUCGACUGGACAACAACUCCAUCUCCAGCUGCCUUGGACUGCGGCUUAUCAAAUUCUUCACUGACCAUGCAAGCGUUCUUGAAGAAAUCUGUGUUGAUACUGGCAACCGGAGACUGAACGAGCACCUCAACUUCAAUAUGGCAACACAGAUGGCACUCGCACCUAUACCAAUCUCAGCCACAGCUUCUUGUAUCCAGAACAAGAAUCUGGCAGAUAGUUCCUCGGAAUUUUCCAGAAAUCACAGUGCAUCCCUUGAUCCCACAAAAGACCUUGCCCGGAGUACAGUCAGCUUUAGGGUGUUACCCCUUCAAAGGCAAACAAGGAUGGACUGCAAGUCGCAAACUAAGAUAAGAGAUGUGUCAUACAGUGAUCCAAGAUAUCAUGAGUAA
This is a messenger RNA of Miscanthus lutarioriparius, 1500 nucleotides long. The record is from the annotation of a GenBank genome assembly. NCBI's taxonomy places the organism in Eukaryota, Viridiplantae, Streptophyta, Magnoliopsida, Poales, Poaceae.